Sclerotinia sclerotiorum 1980 UF-70 is the source of this 2364-nucleotide messenger RNA. RefSeq lists its product as hypothetical. Gene Ontology annotation, cellular component: nucleus. The coding region runs from base 1 to 2364 and encodes 787 amino acids. Gene Ontology annotation, molecular function: DNA-binding transcription factor activity, RNA polymerase II-specific; zinc ion binding; DNA binding. NCBI's taxonomy places the organism in Eukaryota, Fungi, Ascomycota, Leotiomycetes, Helotiales, Sclerotiniaceae. The transcript is spliced from 7 exons. Gene Ontology annotation, biological process: DNA-templated transcription; regulation of DNA-templated transcription. The record is from RefSeq and is a predicted model, not a curated record.
AUGUCAUCAGCCUCGACUACACAUCCCGAGGAGUUCUUCAACGAUCUUUCACAACCAACAGGCAACGGACGACCAAACAGCCUUCUGAGGGGCACAGGCGACAUGGCAGGAGGAGUUGAUGGAAAUGAAGGGGACUCGAUUAUUCAAAGGCCGAAGAAAAUCGCAUGUAUUAUAUGCCGAAAAAGAAAACUUAAAUGUGAUGGCUCGAAGCCAAGUUGUUCAACAUGUACGAGAUUGGGACAUGAUUGUGCUUAUGAUCCGGUGCGGAGAAAGUCUGGCCCAAAGCGUGGCUACGUGAAAGCAUUGGAGGAGCGAUUAAAACAAGUCGAGACCAUGCUCAAAUCACAGGAACCUAAUGCUACAAAUCCCAGCCAAGGCACCGGCAAUGUUAGCGGGGAAAGCUUACGGACUGUCCCGGCCGCGGAAUUCAACGUUCCUGGCCCGUCUAUAAGAGCAGAUGGUGAACGAUGGCGCUAUGAAAGUGAUUCUGAACCGCCGUUGAGUGGAAUGGGAUUCGUGAAUACUGUGGAUGUUGGAAUGGGGUUAGAGGAUUUUCCUUCUCCGUGGGAAAUGAUUGGGCUCGGAAUUGAGGAGCCGUUACCCCUCCAAAAUGCAGUGGAUGAGUUUCCACCAAGUCAACGCCCUCCAGUUUCAUUGCGAUAUGCGAUAUGGACGCUUGCAGCUUCUGUUUCCGAGAAAUACAGUGACCUCAAGGAUCACUUCUACCAGCGGGCUCGAAAAUAUCUCGAGAUAGAUUCACUAAAAGGAUUUGGAGAAAGCAUAAUUUCUGUCUCACAUGCACAAGCACACAUUCUUAUAGCUUCUUACGAGUUCAAAAUGAUGUAUUUACCUCGAGCUUGGAUGAGCACCGGAUGUGCCAUCAGACUAUGUCAAAUUCUUGACAAGCCUGGUCUAGAGACAAAACAAUGUCUUCCACCACCACGUGAUUGGACAGAGAAAGAGGAGAGGCGCAGGACUUUUUGGAUGGCCUUUUGUGAAGAUCGCUACGCUAGUAUCGGAACUGGCUGGCCCAUGAUAAUUGAUGAAAAUGACAUCGCAUCGGACCUACCAUGCUCCGACGAGGCAUUCCAAAUGAGCAGACCAGAAACUUCUCAAACUCUUACGGAAGCAAUGAGUCCUCAAGGCGCUUCUAAGCUUUCGCCCUUUGCUGGGAUUGUAUUGAUGGCUUCGCUCUUCGGUCGAAACAUCUUACAUCUACAUCGCUCCGAUGCGGAUAAUCGCGACAAUGACUUGAAUGGAGAGUUCUGGAAGCGACACAGGAGUAUGGAUAAUAUUCUCUUGAACACUUCGCUCUGUUUACCUUUUCACCUCAGACUACCUCACGGAAUGGCCAAUCCUAAUGUUGUGUUUUUGAACAUGAGUAUUCAUGCUUCCGUCAUCUGCCUACAUCAAGCGGCAAUACUCAAGGCUGAAAAGCAUGGGUUACCCGAUUCUGUCGUCCUUGGAAGUAAAGCGAGAGCCAUUACCUCUGCAAAUGAGAUUACAAGUAUGAUGCGUACGAUUUCGCAUAUGGAUUUAUCAACUAUGAAUCCAUUCCUGUCCUUCUGUCUCGUUGUGGCAGCACGUAUUUUCGUUCAGUGCCUAGCGGAUACACCAAAAGAUACACAGCUUCUUGACUCUCUAAGAUUUCUCCUAUAUGCCAUGAAUGCUUUUAAGAAAAAGAGUCCUUUGGCGGAGUCUUUUCUAGUACAAAUAGACGUUGAUUUAGAGAUCAGGGGUAUGCGCCACAACAAGAAAUUUAAAGAUGCUCCUUGGAACGAGGAUUUGAUGGGAUCUAGAGAUAUUGUAGUCAGAGCUUGUCCAACUCCCGGUGGUGGAAAUUUUCCCCCUGGGUGUAACUUUAUGAUGCGGAUCCCAAAGGAUAGGGGUGCCAAUACGUCCCCUGUGGAAAACGAGAGCCAAACUAAUUCCCAAGAAGGAUUGCGUCUUCCGGCCGAUGCCGAACAAGCAGGUGGGGGAACAACGUCAAGCUCCGGAAGGACUCCGCUCCCACACAAUUUCGAUAUUGAAAAAAACAACUGGCGUCCGUCAAACGAAAACGCACGAGCUCGAGACUUAGGACGGGGCGUAUCUAUUGGUCAAAACAGAGAUCCAAACAGUAAUCCCAACAGCAAUGGGAACGCUAGUGCUACCGCCGAAACCAUGGGGACGUCUAUGACACCAAAUACAUUUAGUAUGCCGGAGACUCAAGGGAGAACAUAUACGAUGUCGGGGUGGAGGGGCCCACAGCCGACGACGGGGACAGGGUUAACGCCAGUAGGAGAGGGGCUUUUUAGACAUAUGAUGGGUUUGGGUCCUGUUGGAGACCUUGAUUCAAUGGAUAUUUGGGAGGGACAUAGUUAA